This is a messenger RNA of Chenopodium quinoa (quinoa), 1320 nucleotides long. RefSeq names its product formin-like protein 2. The transcript has a single exon. The record is from RefSeq and is a predicted model, not a curated record. Bases 1 to 1320 code for a protein of 439 amino acids. Lineage: Eukaryota; Viridiplantae; Streptophyta; Magnoliopsida; Caryophyllales; Amaranthaceae.
AUGAGUUCAGUGUGGCUUGAUGUUCAUUACAAAGACCAGGGGUUUGAUGUGAGGAUUGAGGAUACUGACAGAACAAGUCUAAUGGACUUGUUUGAGUACAUGUUUGAGGAUUCAGAAAGGCAAAAUGUGAUCCUUCCCAAAUACUUUAGUUUGUAUGUAAUGCCUCCUAGGACUAAUAGGAAGUUAGAGUUAACUGGGGAUACUCAAAUGCUGCAAAUGUGGGAUUGGUAUGAAGGUAGGGAAACAAUACAAGUGUUCUUAGAGGAGAAGAGUGGACCUAGUGUGGUGUUUAAGGAUGAUGUAGCUAGUUGGGAAAAUAGGCUUAAGGCAAAGGCUGAGAAGGAGAGAAUAGAACUGGAAAAGGCCAAGAGGGUGGUUGAAGAGCAGGAAGCUGAGAGGGAGCUUAUGGAACAGCAACAGUAUCAAGUUGCAGUUGAGGUUCCUGUUGUAAAUGCAGAGGAGAUAAAUGAUGUUGAAUAUGUUAGAGUUUUUGCCACCCCAGAAGCUGAUGUGGUAUUUCCUGGGGCAUCACAGCCUCAACCUGAACAAAGUACACAACCACCAACUCCACCAAAAAACUCUCAACCAGCCUCUCCUUUUAACCAGCCCAAGAAGCCAUCAGCUAGGAAAAAAAGCACUCCUAGGAAAAAGAAAACCACUCCCAAAAAAAGAUCCCAACCCCCUCCUCAACCACAACCCUCCCCACCAGUCCCUGAACCACAACCCUCCCCACCAGUCCCACCUGUCCCUGAACCACAACCCUCCCCACCAGUCCCUGAAUCACAACCCUCCCCACCAGUCCCUGAAUCACAAUCCUCCCCACCAGUCCCUGAACCACAACCCUCCCCUGAUCCUUCCCAUGUACCUGUCAGUGAAGAAACAGAAGUCCCACCUCCACCUCCACCAUCUGCUCCAGCAAAAAAGGGGAGAUCAAGACCUGAGGGAUUUAGGUCAAAAAAGACUGCUUCUAGCAAGGGUAAGGGGGUUGGUGUCAGUCUGAGGAGAUCAGCAAGGAACAUGGCUACAAAUGUUCCUGUCAGUGAAGAAAACUCUGAAGAAAACUCUGAUGAGUUUGGAAGUGACAGUGAGGAUGAUGAUUAUAUACUUUCUAGCAGUGAGGAAGAUGAUGAUGAGGCAGAUCUCUGUGAUUUCAUAGAGGAUGAAAGAGACACAGAUGACCUUCAUGAUGAUGUUCCAGAGAAGCAGUUUCAGGAUUUUUUGGAUGGCAGUUCAGCAAUGGAUAAAACAUAUAAAAAUGGCAAAAUUUGGACCAAUCAGGAGUUUGGAUCCAUCACUUUAGAGCCAUGUGUCACGUGCUGA